CCAUCUGAAAGAGAACAGCAUCUCAUUUCCCUUGUUCUCUCAAACCGAUAACUAUCGUUGUAAGAUCACUUAAAGACUUUGUAAAACUCCCUGAAUCCUUCGCAAUGGCUUUAAGAGGAUCUCUUUCUCGACUUCUUAGAACACAACUUCAUGCUUGUCAAAAAAGCCGGGCGCAUUCAGUCGCUAUUUUGGGAGCUCCGUUUUCCAAAGGACAGAAAAGAAGAGGAGUCGAGCAUGGACCAAAAGCCAUCCGGGAUGCCGGUCUAGUUGAGAGACUUUCAAAUCUAGAUUACCCCAUCCAUGAUUUUGGAGACCUGAAUUUCCAGCAUUUGGAGAAUGAUGAGCCAUUCAUGCACGUGCCCUUUCCACGCACUGUGGGCCGGGCCAACAAGCUUCUAGCAGGUGCUGUGAGCCACGCUAUCGAAGCAGGACACACCAGCGUCAUGCUCGGGGGCGACCACAGUCUCGCCAUUGGCUCUGUGCAAGGUCAUGCUCAACAGUGCCCCGAUCUGUGCCUGAUCUGGGUGGACGCCCAUGCUGACAUCAACACUCCUAUGACCUCCCCUUCUGGCAACCUUCACGGCCAGUCGGUGGCCUUCAUGCUCAAAGAACUCCGAGACAAGAUGCCUGCUAUCCCAGGGUUCUCUUGGAUGAAGCCUUUCCUCGCCUCCAGGGAUUUGGUGUACAUUGGCCUGAGAGAUGUGGACCCGGGUGAACACAUUAUCCUGAAGAACCUAGGAAUUCAGUACUUUUCCAUGAGAGACAUUGAUAGAAUGGGCAUUCAGAGAGUUAUGGAAGUCACUCUUGAUCAUCUUUUGGCCAGGAAACAAAGGCCGAUACACUUGAGCUUUGAUAUUGAUGCCUUCGACCCUUCCCUGGCCCCGGCCACUGGCACCCCAGUCAACGGAGGACUGACUUACAGAGAGGGCAUUUACAUCACAGAGGAAAUCCACAACACAGGGCUGCUGUCUGCCAUGGACCUGGUGGAGGUGAACCCUACUCUGGGCGCAACCAGCGAGGCGGUGGAGUCCACAGCCAGCCUAGCGGUGGACGUCAUCGCAGCGGCACUAGGACAGACGCGCGAAGGCUCACACGGAGUCUACCAGGAGGAGCCUGCGUCGAAGGAGGACACCGAGCAACUGCGGCUGUAGAGCCGCAAGCGCUUGAGUUAUGGACUGUCACAUCUCACGAUUCCGCAUUCCAAAUGCCCUCCCAAGUGUCUCGCUUUGAGACCAGAUAACAAGUGUGGCUGGUAGAAGUAUGCUGUUGGAUACUCUGCUCACUCAAGGUGUUGAAUUCAAAAAUGGUCCACUGUCCUGAAUUCAUACAUAGACCAGAACAAAUGAUUGCCUGAAUACGGGUACUUACAAUUAAGGUCCAGUGAGUGAGUGAGUGAGUGAGUGAGUGAGUGAGUGUGAGUGUGAGUGUGAGUGUGUGUGUGUGUGUGUGUGUGUGUGUGUGUGUGUGUGUGUGUGUGUGUGUGUGUGUGUUUAUGUUAGUAUGUACUGUAAGCUGUCAGGACUGCUGUUUGUAGUUUGGUUUACAGGUGGAUUUAAUUGAAUAUGGACAAAGUGCAUAGUUUACGCGUGGAAAGUUAAACUUUAAAAAUGAAGACGGCUUCAGAAUUUAUAUUGGCUAUUUCAGGAUCUAGCAAGACUUUGGCUACUGAUCCACAUUGGCUGUGCCAGUGGCACCUUAUAAUAAUGGCAAGUGUUUGCACUUAAGGACCAAGUGCAGUUUUGAAUGAGUUAUUUUAUAUAGUUGUACAUUGUAGUGUGUGAAAAUUCUCAUGAGUGACUUUUUGCAAUGUAUAGUUUUAAUUUGUAUAGCCUUGUAGAUAUAUUUUUAUUACGUUUGUCAUGAUGUACCAAUCAAAGGAAAGAACAUAAUUUUCCGGGGACAAAACACUAUCAAAGAAAUGGAAACAUGAAACGGUAUGGCAAUAAUAAAAUGACAUGCCAUAUCUGUUUACAGAUUUCAUGGUAGACCUGCUUUUACUUGUCUUUCUGAAUAAUUCAGAACUCAAUAAAACACAUAAGUGAA
Molecule: messenger RNA, 2043 nt
Organism: Sardina pilchardus (European sardine)
Lineage: Eukaryota; Metazoa; Chordata; Actinopteri; Clupeiformes; Clupeidae
Gene: arg2
Product: arginase 2
Exons: 8
Coding region: 105-1151 (348 amino acids)
Cellular component (GO): cytoplasm; mitochondrion
Molecular function (GO): arginase activity; manganese ion binding
Source: RefSeq, a predicted model, not a curated record